This is a messenger RNA of Lytechinus variegatus (green sea urchin), 6580 nucleotides long. It is a transcript of the gene ints3, whose product is annotated as integrator complex subunit 3-like. The record is from RefSeq and is a predicted model, not a curated record. The transcript is spliced from 32 exons. Gene Ontology annotation, cellular component: cytoplasm. NCBI's taxonomy places the organism in Eukaryota, Metazoa, Echinodermata, Echinoidea, Temnopleuroida, Toxopneustidae. Bases 88 to 3153 code for a protein of 1021 amino acids.
AAUAAUAAAAUUGAUGAUCGAAAAGAAAUGUGGGAUACAGAGGAGUGAAGGGACGGAGGUACGAGAGAUCCCGAAAAGGUCUUCAAUAUGGAAGAAAAGAAGCAAUCUCAUCUUUAUAUAGCUACAAAAUUAGACCCCCGAGAUGAUCUCGAAGAGAGAAUGGAACGUGGCCAUGAUGUUAUAUCCAAGGCAACAGCAGGACUUUCUCCUAAGGAGACCCAUGAUGCUCUUACAGCGAUGGUUAGCAAAGGAAGCCAACAACAUGAAGAAGUGACUUUAGGUCUUAUGUACACAAUUUUUACUCAAACAUCAGCUGCUCAGAAAGUUUACAGAGAUUUACAGUUGGUCACGAGAGAUGGCAUGGGUAUCGUGUGGAGAAUACUGAAUCAAAUUAUUAUUGAGAGAUACACAAAGUUGCUUGAAAAUGUCAGAACACAGGUUGUGUGGUUAGCUCGUGAGCUUGUUAAAGGUUCUGUGGUGAAUGCAGAUCAAGUGAUUUCAUCAUUAAUCAAGCAAAUAGCAGGGGGAGAUGUAUCACCAAAGAACAUGUGGCUAGCUGAGUCCAUGCUGGAUAUUUUUACUGAAAAUAGGUCAUGGCUUGACAAACAUCCCACCCUGCUGGCCAUGGUACUUUACACAUACCUAAGAAUAAUUGAAGACCAUAGCAGUACAUCAUGGACACAUCUCAGAGAUCGGGAAGUAGAGUUCUGUGUACAGCUUAUUCGGACAAAGUUCACUGAAUGUUGUAGAAUAGGAAGAGAUCUGAUCAGAUUGCUUCAGAAUGUUGCAAGGAUACCAGAGUUUGAUAGACUAUGGAAAGACAUGCUGAACAGACCGCAGACACUCAAUGCGCAGUUCACAGGCAUCAUGCAACUUCUGAACCAGAGGACUCCAAACAAAUUUCUUGCCUGUAGACUUACACCUGACAUGGAAAAGAAAAUCUUAUUUCUGACAUCAAAGGUUCGGUUUGGAAAUCAAAAGAGAUACCAAGAUUGGUUCCAAAGACAGUACCUGCAGACGCCAGAGAGCCAGUCACUGCGGAUUGAUCUGAUCCGUUAUAUCUGCUGCUGUAUUCAUCCAUCCAAUGAGGUGCUCUGUUCUGAUGUCAUACAGAGAUGGGCUGUGAUUGGCUGGCUUCUUACCACAUGCACUUCUAAUAUUGCUGCAUCUUGUGUCAAACUAGCUCUCUUCUACGACUGGUUGUUCUUCAGUUCUAGUAGAGGAAACAUUAUGGACAUAGAGCCUGCAAUACUGGUGAUGCACCAUUCAUUGCGCACACAUCCUGCUAUUAGCGUUACAUUACUCGAUUUCCUCUGCAGAAUAAUUCCAAACUUCUACCCUGCUUAUGAGAGCCAAGUGAAGCAAGGAGUCAUGGGGUCAUUGAGAUUCAUCCUGGAGAAAAGAGUUUUACAGUCACUUUCACCAUUAUUUGACAGCAUCAGAACGGACAAAGAGAUGAGGGCGAUGAUCAGGGAAACAUUUGCAGAAUUUUGUGUAGCAGAUGCCAAGCCACCUGACAGUCCAAUCUCAGAGAGUCCUGUGGAACCAGCAUUACCAGUAACAACUAAUAACAAUUCUGGUAGUCACUUUGAUCAUAGCCAUAGAAGACAUAGUAGUGAAGACGCAGCAUUUAGUGAUGAAGAGAGUGAGGAUGAUAAAGGUGGGCGGAUAAACCCUCUUGAUGUGUUGUUCAGACCAAUCAAGCAAGAAGAAGAGGUUAAUUUUGACCACCUUCUAGAAGAGAUGGAAGGAGAGAUCAAGGAAAUGGCUUCAUUACUUCAUGAGCAAAGAGAUGAAGAUAUGGAAUUGCAGUGUGAGACAAUGCAAGAACUGUGCACCUCAUUACUGAAAAUGGAUGACUUUGAUAGUGAUGCAGCAACCCCUUUAGCCCUAUUUCUGUGUAGUCUCUAUGACCAGCAGUUUACAGGGGACAUCUUACCACCAGAACUUAAUGAAGAAACAAUGGAUGAUGCUCUAGGAAAACCACUGUUUGUGAUGUUUAGGAAUCUUAGUCAAGAUACAGAGGACAACAGCUGCCCUCUUCAACUCCUCAUCUUAUUCUGUAUCAUGUAUGAAAAACAACCCAAGCUAGGCUACCUCCUUCUCUUCUUCUUACAUGCAAGUAGUAAAGAUGGUGACAGCAAACUGCAUGUGUAUGAAGAGGUUUGUAAAAACACAGGCUCAGGGGAUCUCUCAGCUUGCCUUGUCAAAGACUUUCAGGAAUGUCAAGACAAUGAUGUUAAUCUUCUCUGCUACCUAGUACCUCCAGUAUACACCCAGUUUGCAAAUACGUCGAUGGGAUGUUUAGAACUCCUUCACAUCGUUGUAUCCUGCAUAGAUUCUGCACAGUUACAAGGCCUUAUUUGUGAUGUGAUGCAAGGUAGUCUGGUAAUAUUCAACAAAGAUAAAGUAGCAUCAUUUCUAGAAGAUACGUUAGAUUGGGAGACAUUUGAGCAGUUUUGUGUAUGGCAGUUAUUACUUGCUCACGAUGAUAUUGAAGUGAAACACCUGGUGUCACUCAUACCCAAACUCAAGUACAAAGAACACCCAGAGGCAUUAGCAAAUGUGCUGUUGAUGCUGAAGCUGGAAAAUGCGACCCAAGAGUUCUUGAAACCCCUGUUGAGUAGGAAGGUUGACCACAGCGAUAGAUUGACGACAUCCAUCUUGAGUCAUUGGGCUUCGCAGGAUGAACCACACCUAGCAGAUGUCUUCAAGUCAAUCAUGACCAGAGCAGCGAAUGCGGCUAAGAGGAUACGACAGAAACAAUCAGCCAAGCAGACCUACCCUACACCACUCCAGAUCUUAGGACACCUAGAUGGACUGAGGCAUACAUCAGCUAUCAGACAGACACUGUUUUUCAGCCAAGAGCCAUUAUUACAAGGUCUGCAACAGUUCCAAAACGUAUGCACAGAGAACCAAAAAACAAAGUAUAGUGAUCUAUUUGCCCUAGUAGAUGAUUUUGAGGAUGCUUCGAGGACAACCAGGAGUCGGCUAGCCAGGCGGUCACCUGGUAACACAAGCCCUAGGGCUAGGAAGAGCCAACCUGUCAAUGAUGAAACAUCAUCUUCAUCAGAGGACGAGGAGGUGAAAUUCAAGUCAAAACCUGCCAAAAAGAGGAAAAAAACAAUGGCGGCGAAUUCUGAUAGUGACUGAUUAUGCUGCUUAGAAAUAUUCAGACAUUCCAACAAGGAUGAAUAACAUUCAUAAUGAGCACUGAGUCUAGGAACACAGAGAAUAACUCCCGACUCCUUUGUUCUGUUUUUAAUACAAACUCAUCGUGGAACAUAUCUUUGUUUGUGUGUGUGCGUGUUUGUCUUCGCAAGAUGUUCCCUUCCGAGCUGAGGUGCUAUGCAUUUGUCAGCUUACCUGCUGAUCAUUGCUUCAUCUCCCGCCUAUUCUUCUACCAUUGACAGGGAUACACUCAAGCUACCAUUUUAUAUUCAACGACCUGCUUGAUUUCGGUGAAAUACCCCAUAUCUUCAUCUAUCCGUUAAAAUGUGAAUUGCUUGCUCUACUUGAAGAAACCCUAUAUUUGUGAUGCUACUGUUACUGUGUGAUCCGGACACACAAUGCGAGAAUAGGAAAUCAGCUGAUGUUGGUUGUCAGAUAUGGACUUAUGUGAAGAUGAUGCACAUGACAGGAGUCAAGAGAAGGAUGCAAGCUACAUCAAGAGAAACCUGUUAAUAAUGUUUAUGUGACGGCAUGAAUAGGAACAUUUGCACUUCAGGAUAACUAUCAGGAUUUUCCUCAAAGGAUCUUAUAACCCUUCACACACUACGUGAUCCAAUACGACUUUUUGAUAAAUUGUGAUUUCCAAGAAAUUUGUAAAUUCCGCGAGGAAUUUUUUUUGGAGUUCGGCAUAAUGCUUUUAAUACCAAACUCAGAAUUAUGCUUUGCUGCAAGCCCUGUAGCCGGAGAAAAACCCAAAUCAGCUUCAUUUCGCAACCAGUGAUGAUGUCAUUACAAUUUGGAAUUAAAUUUGCUUUUAUCCUUACAGGGAGUCUCAAAUAAGACUGAAAUUUCAAUUUCAGAAUUCAUCAGCUAUUGGAAAUUUGAUUGUUAAGAUUUGUAGGUUGGAAUAUUCAUAUCACUUGCUAUUACAAUUUCUUUGAAAAUCAAGUCACAAUAGUUCUUGUAGUGUGGCUUUCAACAUAUCAAGAGUGAAGAAUCAACCACCCUUGCUUUCACUCUGUUUUCUGAUUUAUUGUGAUUUAAAUUGUAAAAUUUCAUGCUUACCCAGAUUUGUUCUUAUUGUCAAUAAUUGGAUUUUAAUGAUUAUGUAAAAUCCUUAAAUUUAGUCAGCAAUAAAAAAUAUUAAGAUAGUGAAUUAUCUUGCAAGCUUCCAAUCCAUAAGGUACAUUCUCAGAUUACAAGGGUACUUCAAUAAUUAUGAAAUAAAAUUCAGUUCUUUGUACUAAAAGAAAUUAACUUGAUAUAACUACAUAUCAUGGUUUGGAAUUCGGUGUACUUUCAGUCUUGGGUCUAUUUUGUUUCUUCAUUGGAAUCAGGUUAACACUUUCAGGUUACAUUUUUAAAAUUCAUACUAAAAUAUUGUCAUUCAACGUAGUGUUAGGAACACAUUAGUGCAUGUGUGGUAAUUGUAUAAUUCUGUCUAUAUAUAGCUAAAAUAAAAAUAAAUGAUUGGAACAGAGCAGUGGUUGGUUUAAAGAUUUGAUGUUGGUAUUAAAGAAGAAGAGGAAUGGAAGAAUCAGAAUUGGAGGGACACACAGUAUUGAAGAAAGGUAACUGUAAUUGGUGAUUGAGCAAUCUCAGCAGUGGUACUUUAAUGACAAUUAAUCAUCAGACAGAUAUAUGCUCAGGGAAGGAAAAAUCUUAGAAGGUUAGAGAGAUGAAUGUCUUGAUAAGUGAAAUAAGAUGACAAGGUGUGGAAAGUGGUAUACUCAAGAAAGUUGCUGGUAUAUCAAAAUACGUGAGAGAUCAGAGGUAGUCCGUUGCCAUGAAACCUGUGGAUAAGUCUAUACAUUAACUGGAUUGGCACGAACCUGCUGGUUGUUACCUGGUUACUGUAACACUUAUCUGACCAGUAAGUAUAUUUGGAAGCAGCAUGUUUUCUCUGCAGUCUUAACUGCGGAUCUAACAAUAAUGCACUACAUUUAAGAUAUGUGUUCUCCUGGAGAUUGAAAAGCAUUCAUAGAUAAUCGUUCUCAUUGCAAGUUUGAAGGGAAUUUGAGAACAAUGGUUCAUAGAAAUAUAAAUUCUACUUUGUAGAAUUCAAGAAAAUUCACAAUACACAUCGAAUAAACUUUCUGAUAAACCCUAUUCAGGGAUGUGUAUUGCAUUGAAUACACACGCAAAGAUAAUUCAUUAAGCUGAUAUAAAGAUUGUAAAUUUUUUCAGUAGAGACAUGGAGUAAGAAGUAAAUAGCAUUUAAGUGUAUCAGUUAUAUUUUAUAUUGUCUACAAGAUGCAUAGAAAACAUCCUAUCUAAUAGACAUUUGAUAUUGCUCUUACUUUCAGUUAUAAAGUGCUGCACACACGCUACUCCAUGUUUUGGCCACUAAAACACUAAUUCAACACCUCAGAAUUAUGAGCUUGCAAUCCAAUCCAUUGUCCACUUUGCAAAGUAGACAGGAUUUAAUGGCUUUCUUAAACUGGUCAACAGAGGAGGCCGUCAUGACUUCAGCAAGUAGAUGAUUCCAUGGUUUUGCAGCUUCCACAAUCAUGAACCGAUAUUAAAUCAUAUUUGAUAAAUGAAAGUUUUGCUUGAUUUUAAAAGCUUUUUUGAAAUUCCAUAGAAUAUGUUUAUCCGACCCUUCAUUGACUUGAUCUUCCUGAAACGAUUUGACUCUGCUUUGCACUUCAUAUGAAAAGAUAUUAUUCUUUCAAAUUAUCCUGGUUUUAGUGCUCAAUAAAUGAACUGAAAUGGAAAAAAUAGGGGUCGGAUGUACAAAAGUAAGAUUAUUUCAUUGACUUGCCUUUAUUCUAAAAUUGCAUUAAAACUGUUUCCUUGCUCACCAGUCUGUAAGCUCCCCUUAUCUUGUGUGAGUUAAAUCACUUUAAAGCAUUGCAUACAGUCUGUCUGUUAUGAAAAUAUUUUGACUCACAUUUACUUGUGAAUAAUUUUAUUCAACAAUUAAGAAGGUAUCAAUUAUCAAUAUUGGAGAAAAACAUCAAGCUUUUGACCUUGUACUUUGGAGAUGUUUUUUUUCUUCAAUAUUUUGUCUUGAUGAAAUAAAAAAAAUGAUUCAAAUCUGUUUAAGACAGAACAGUGUUGUCAUGGAAUUAUCAUGAAAAUGUAGUGUACCUGGAGCUCAGCUGAAUCUUGCUAUUUAAAUCAAAGACAAAUCUUUUGUGAUUAUGAAAGAAAUUCUCUUUUUUAGAGUUUUAUAUGUACCAGAAAAAAAAAAUGUGUCUUUUGGAUCCAGACCUCUAUUGGAUGAGAUUUGUAUCAUAAAUCUGGUGAAUCUUGUUUAUUUUUAAUGAGUUUUCCACAUCUUGUUUCAAAGUGAUGUUCUUUGUAUAAAUCCUGAAGUGCACAUACUAAUUGUACAUGUAUAUUGGCCUGAUACUGAAAUAGAACAGGCAUUUUUCUACAUAAAAGUUGAAGAAAAGAAGAAAUA